CGAUGAACCACCAGGGGGCGGUAAUUAGCAGGAAACCGAGGAACUACCGCACAGCGCGAGCAAGUUGAACACGGACAGAUCCCCGGCCGGCGGAUUGAUGUCAGGAAGAUAAGGGUUCGUUCCGAUGUCCUUUCACUUUUAUUUUCUGUCACCGUUUCUGUAAAGUCGGCCAGAACACAGCUCGGCCCACAGGCAGGUUGUUGCUGGUUAAAAUGAAGCUGCUGAUGGUCUUUGAUUUUGACCACACUGUGGUGGACGACAACAGCGACAUCUGGGUCCUCAACUGCCUUCCAGAUCAGACUCUUCCCGCCUCCGUCAAGGCCUCAUACAGAGACGGUCACUGGACUGAGUACAUGGGCAGAGUGAUGGCCUACAUGGGAGACCAGGGGAUCUCGCCCGACAGGAUCCGCGGCGUGAUGGAGACGAUUCCCUUCACCCCGGGCAUGAGGGACCUGCUCACAUUCAUAGCGGAGAGCAAAAGCGCCGUCGACUGCAUCGUCGUCUCCGACUCCAACACCCUGUUCAUAGACUGGGUCCUGAAGGGGGCGGGCCUGCGGGCCGCCGUGGACCGGGUGUUCUCCAACCCGGCCAGCAUCAACGAGUCCGGCCACCUGGAGCUGCAGCACCACCAUUCUCACAACUGCCACAAAUGCCCCGUGAACAUGUGCAAGAGGAAGGUCCUGGAGGGGUACCUGUCCGAGAGGGCCGAGGCGGGCGUGGAGUACGGGCGCGUCUUCUACGUGGGAGACGGCGGCAACGACCUGUGCCCCUCUCUGUGCCUGAGGGGGCAGGACGCCGUGAUGCCCAGGAAGGGCUUCACCCUGGAGAAACUGCUGGCCAGGCUGAAGGCUCAGAAGGCCGACAGCUCUGCCGCGGCCAAAGUGGUGGUGUGGAGCAGCGGCACCGAGAUCCUGCAGCAGCUGAAACAAUGCCUGCAGUCGUAGUUAUUACGUGGCCCAGAGCCAGCCACAAUAUUCUAUUUUAUUUUAUUUUUUUUUAAAAUACAGUGUUUAUUUUUUUAACAAAAGCUGACCAAUUGGUAGAGCUUAGAGGAUUUUAUUAAAAUAACAACUAGGCAUCUUAAAGACUAAAAAUCAUUUUUUUUUUUUUUGACGUUAAGAAUUUUAUGUGCCUUGAUGAAUGUUAUAAUGAAAAAAAAUAAUCCUUUAUCUUGGCACAAUUAGAGCUCAAAAGAACAACAGAUUUAUUUCUAUCAAAAGACUACUUAGGAUCUUAGAGUGAUUACUCAGAGACUUUAGAGCAAAGUGAAUUCGUCCCAAUCGGGUCUUUAUUCAUUGGGACAAAGCAGCAAGAAAAACAAAAAACAGAAGAGCAGAAAGCAGUUUUCAUGUUCAGCCUUCUGAGCUCAACCUGUAGGCACGUUUGAACAAAAGCUGGAGCUGACUGGGGAAUGUGGUUCUGCUCGACCCGGGGCCCGUUCUGCCUACAGGACGACCUUUACUGCGCUCCAUUCUACGUUCUGAUGAAUGUUUUCGUCUCAUCGUGUCGUCCCCCGCAGCCGCUGCUUCAGCACGCGCACAUCUCAACGAACUGGAAUGUCGUGUUUUUUGUCCCUUGCUUUACAAAGUGGAACUCAAAUGUUAUUUCACUCAUUGCAUAUAGAGUGAAAUGUUUCAAACCUUUCAGUUCUUGGUAGUGGGACGCUUCCACAGCCAGUGAUGGUUUGGGGUGCCAUGUCACUUGCUGGUUCUGGUCCACUGGCUUCUCUGAAGUCCAAACUGCCAAAGGUACCAAAAGCUGGUUCGGUGAGCAUGGUGUUCCUGUUCUUGAUUGGCCUGAACAGAACCCCAUGGAGAACCUGGGUAGAGUGGUCAAGAAGAAGCCUGGGCUUCAGUCACACCUCAGCAGAACCUCAGCAGAACCUCAGCAGAACCUCAGCUCGCCUCCGUCCCACGCUGCAUUAAGGCAGUAAUUCAUGCAAGGCCCAAACAUCUCAGUUCAAAAUGUCUUUUUUUUUUUUUUAAAUGAUCUUAAGUAAUAUUUUAGUUUUCUGAGACGCUGAAUGUUGGGUUUUCCUCCUGUAAGCCAUAACCAUCGAAAUUACAGAAAGCCAAGGCUUUGAAAUGUUCCACUCUCUGUGUACAGAGUCCAUUAUCAUAUAUGAGUUUCACUUUGACAUUAGUGACAAUAAACAUUAAACAUUUUAACAAUAUUCUCAUCUUUUCAGACCUACCUGUAAGCAUAGUUUGUUUGAGCCAUCAAACGUAUGCAACGCUAUGAAAUGUAUACAAGCACAUUUAAACUUCAGGAAUACUAAUUAUUUCCUUUAAUAUUUCUCGUGUACUUCGCACUAGGAUGGUUUUAGGGGAGGGAAAAGCAGCACUUUUGGCCUGAACCUCUGAUCUGAACAGCCGGUGCGAGUUUUAAAUGAUCGCCAUGUCUAACACUACGUCGAUAGCGUUAAGAAUCAGAAAAAAUCUGCCAAGAUUAGGAAAAUCUCAAAGAUAUAUAUGUAUAUUUUUGCGCCGAAACACCUUUUUUGUUUUCAUGUUCCACUUAAGAAACAAUAUUGGAGUCAUUCAUCAAACAAAUUAGUCUGAUUACAGGGAGCUGAACCUGGCCAGGUGUUAGCCUCAUGCUAACUUUAAAUCAGAGCUUAUUUAUGCAGUGACUGCCAGCGUUGGAGGUUUGUUCUUCUUUCUGUGGUUCUCUAUCUGUUUUUGUUUGAGGGCCAGAGACUGGUGGUGCCAUUAAGUGAUGCUGAAAAUAUCUACACUGGUAAAGAAAUGAUCAAACGGGAAGAUGGUGAGAACACACAAGGGGCCCGUGGACCGUUAUGCAAUGUUUCUUUUACUUCUGUUUUUUUAUUUCUCUUGUCGGACUUGAGCUGAACGGGCGGGCAGUUUCUUUAUUCCCCGGUUUGAAUCCCAGGGCAUUCGUUGGUGUGUGCGUGUGUAAGUGUGGUUCGAUUGGGAGGGGGGGUUAAAAGGGUCUUUGACUCCUGCUGGUGUAGCCAGGGUGAGCGCUCUCAAACAGCCUCAGCUGUGACUCUGGGCUUCCCUGGAUUAGCAAUGGGUCAGGCCCGCGUUAUUAAAAUCCAUCCUGAUGUCAGGUCAGGUUUUAGCUUGAAGGUUUUGUCGGCUGCCUGGGUGACAAACCCGCAUACAUCAGGAAAAUGCACUAUAUUAAAAAUAAGUCAGUGCUGCUACCUAGCGACCCAUACGGAGUUCUGGGAGGAGCGAGGGCAGCACGAAUCUGAGAGAAAUGGGUUUAUAUUUAUGUGAUUUUAAUGUCAUACAGCUACAAAAAAACACUUAAUUGUAUGAUUUUAGGUUGUGCGUUUGACAUGUUGCUCAACGCCUGUCCACUCUUUCAUCUGUGUUUUGCUUCUCAGGUCUGGUUUUCCCCAUUCAGUCGGACGGUCCGAUUGAAUGGGAUCAAAUUACCUCCAUCAGACGGCAGAAUAAUGUGUUUACAAUGAAGAACAUUCUGUUCUGGGUGUGCUUGAAUGGAAUAAGGUGUAGCCUAUGUGUAGGACAUGUUUUGUAAAACAGUGUUGUUCUGGGAUGUUUUCCUGUCCAGAAUAAAUCAUCUGGACGUUCUUUCUGCAAGUUCAACUGCAACAUCUAGUGAAAUGGAAACGUUCGUCCUGUCACGCACCCAUCGUAAGUCACGGAGGAUGUUGUCAGAAAGCCGUGGUUGUGUCACGACACUGUGUGUUUCUAUCACUGCCAUUAAAACCAGACGUCCAGAG
Messenger RNA from Fundulus heteroclitus (mummichog), 3715 nucleotides. It is a transcript of the gene phospho2, whose product is annotated as phosphatase, orphan 2. Gene Ontology annotation, molecular function: phosphatase activity. The transcript is spliced from 4 exons. Lineage: Eukaryota; Metazoa; Chordata; Actinopteri; Cyprinodontiformes; Fundulidae. The record is from RefSeq and is a predicted model, not a curated record. Bases 213 to 944 code for a protein of 243 amino acids.